AUGUCGUCAUCGGAUGAGAAUAUAAAGAUGGAAGAUGUUGGAGAACAACAACAAAUAACUACAACAACAACCAGUACUGAUAGUACAACAACUAGCAUACCAACACCACCACAACGUAAUCCAAUAAAUAAUAGAACAGAAAAAUCUGUUGGAAUAGAGUGUUUCUUGGGUACAAGUGCACCUUGGACAGGUAUUUUAAAGCAACGUUACGAUGAUUUCAUAGUAAAUGAAAUAGAUAUCAAUGGAAAUGUUAUAACAUUGAAUUCAAUUACCGAUACUGAGCCUACAGAAGAAAAAGAACCAGAAAAACCAAAGGUACAAGAGGAAACUAAACCUGAAACAGAGGUUGUAGAGCAACCAACAAUCUCAGAGAAAGUAGUAAAGGAUUUGGAAGAUAUUGUAGGAAAUGAACAAGCAACGAAAUUCUUAGAGUUUGUCAACGUGACAUCAAAGAGCAAUCCGAAAUCAAAGUUCUUGUUCGAUUUGAUACAAGAUAAGGAAAAGAGAACAUCUCUACAUCUUUUAAUCAAACAUAGUUUCAGAAUGAUAUCAGAGACAGAGAAUUCAUGUGUUAAAGUACUUUCAUCAUCUCGUGGUAGUCGUGGAGAUAAUAGAGAUGCAUGGCCAGCAGGUAGACCCAAGUAUUUACAAUUUGUUUUGUUCAAAGAGAACAAAGAAUCGAUGGAUGCUUUCAAUAUCAUUUCUAAACAGCUAAAGGUCAAUCAGAGAAUCUUUUCGAUGGCCGGAACCAAAGACAAGAGAGGUGUGACCACUCAAUCGGUGACGGCAUUCAAGAUGAAUCACAAGAGAUUGUUGGGUGUCAACAGCAGACUCUACGGUAUGAAAGUCGGUGGUGACUUUAAGUAUGUCGAUAAGCAUCUGCAACUCGGUGACUUGAGUGGCAAUCGUUUCACAAUCGUAAUCCGUGAUAUCUCUGCCGACGACCAAUUGGUAGAGUCAUCGGUGGAGCAAUUCAAAAAGACAGGUUUCAUUAACUACUAUGGAUUGCAGCGUUUCGGAACGGGAUCGGUCAGUACCCAUCAAAUUGGAAAGUCAAUCAUUCGAGGUGAAUGGGAGGAGGUUAUCAAGUUGAUGUUGUACCCACGUGAAGGUGAGAAAGAGGAACUCAGAGUGGCAAGACAGAAAUACAAGGAUUCUGGUGAUGUCAAGGCACUGAUGAGAUCGCUUCCCAAAAUGACUAGCGAGAGAAUCAAGUUGUACGGACACGAAUUACCGGUUGUAGGUGAUCUCGUUGCUGUCGACAUCGACAAGAAAGCAAAAGAUGACAAUGAAGCAAACAAUAACAACAACGAAGGAGAAUCAAAUGUAUUGGAGGACGCUCAAGACGAAGAGGUUCCAGACGAUGACGAUAGUGAUUUCCAUAUUGUUCAUGUCACUGAGGAGGAUGUAAAAGCUGGUCGUUACAAUAUUUCACAAGUAGUAUUACCAAUGUUUGGAAACGAUGUACUCUAUCCACUUAACAAGAUUGGAGAGCUUUACAAACAGGUCAUUGCCGAAGACAACAUCACCGAAAAGAAUUUCACAAACAAGUCAAGAAUCUACAACCUCAAAGGUUCAUACAGAAAGAUCAUUUCCUUUGCCAAUGACAUACAAUACAAGACAUUUAGAUACGAUGACUAUACAAAGGCACUUACUAUUAACGAUUUAGAAAGAUUAAAUGGUAAAGAAGAACCACAAGAUCAACCAAAUGGAAAGUUUAGAGCACUGAGAAUAUCAUUCAAUUUACCGACUUCAUCAUAUGCAACCAUGGCAUAUAGAGAGCUGUUGAAACUUACUACUGAUAUUUUACCACAAGUAGCUUUAGGAGAGAAUUCUAAACAAGCGAUUAGUAACAAUAACAAUAAUGAUAGUUCAACUAUAAACGAAGAUAAUGCCGAGUCGAAUGAAAAUAAAAAGAGAAAAAUAGAUGAAGUAGUAUCAAAAGAGGAAAAAGAGGAAGAGGAUAAAAAUAAAAUAAAAAUAGAGAAAACUAUCUAA
Messenger RNA from Heterostelium album PN500, 1998 nucleotides. RefSeq names its product pseudouridine synthase family protein (gene pus7). Gene Ontology annotation, cellular component: nucleus. The transcript is spliced from 5 exons. Lineage: Eukaryota; Evosea; Eumycetozoa; Acytosteliales; Acytosteliaceae. Bases 1 to 1998 code for a protein of 665 amino acids. The record is from RefSeq and is a predicted model, not a curated record. Gene Ontology annotation, molecular function: RNA binding; pseudouridine synthase activity. Gene Ontology annotation, biological process: pseudouridine synthesis.